Messenger RNA from Talpa occidentalis (Iberian mole), 870 nucleotides. It is a transcript of the gene KLK5, whose product is annotated as kallikrein related peptidase 5. Gene Ontology annotation, molecular function: serine-type endopeptidase activity. Gene Ontology annotation, biological process: extracellular matrix disassembly; positive regulation of antibacterial peptide production; amelogenesis. Lineage: Eukaryota; Metazoa; Chordata; Mammalia; Eulipotyphla; Talpidae. The record is from RefSeq and is a predicted model, not a curated record.
AUGGCUAUAGCAGGACCUCCUGGGAAGUGGCUGGUCAGUGCCCUGAUCACAGCCCUGAUUCUGGGGGGCACAGAGCCCCUUCUGGCGAACGAUGUGACCUGCGACAACCCCCUGCCGCCGGGGGCCCUCCGGCCGCACCCGGGAGCUCGGGCCGGGGAGGACACCAGGUCGGACGACAGCAGCAGCCGCAUCGUGAACGGGACCGAGUGCGACCGGGACGCCCAGCCGUGGCAGGGCGCGCUGCUGCUGUCCAACAGCCAGCUGUACUGCGGCGCCGUGGUGGUGCACCCGCAGUGGCUGCUCACGGCCGCCCACUGCCACAAGCCAGUUGUCCGAAUCCGCCUGGGCCACCUUUCUCUGUCUCCUGUCUAUGAAUCUGGGCAGCAGCUGUUCAAGGGGAUCAAAUCCAUCCCCCACCCCGGCUACUCCCACCCAGGUCAUUCCAAUGACCUCAUGCUCAUCAAACUCAACCGAAGAAUCCACGAGAGCCAGACCGUCAAACCCAUCAGCAUCUCCUCCCGCUGCCCAUCUGCGGGCACCAGCUGCAUAGUCUCUGGCUGGGGCACGACCAGCAGCCCCAAGGUUAACUUCCCGAAGGUUCUGCAAUGCCUGAACAUCACCAUACUGAGCCAGGAGAGGUGCAAGGCUGCCUACCCGGGACAGAUAGACGCCACCAUGUUCUGUGCUGGCGACCAAGAUGGCCGAGACUCCUGCCAGGGCGACUCUGGGGGUCCUGUGGUCUGCAACAACUUUCUCCAAGGCCUCGUGUCCUGGGGGGAUUUUCCCUGCGCCAAGCCCAACAGACCUGGUGUCUACACCAACCUCUGCCAGUUCAACAAGUGGAUCCAGGACACUAUCAGGUCCAACUGA